GAUUUUCCAGAAAAUAAUUUCAGACAAACCGAGCAGAGCAAAGCAACCAACAACAAGUAGUAGUUUGUAUAUAUUUCCCCCAAUUUGUUUCUCUCGGGACCUCCGCCACUCCAUCUCUCUCUCUCACUCUCUCUCUCUCCCUCUCUCUCUCCCUCUCUCUUUCUCUCCAUCAUCAUAAUCGGUGUUUGAAUUUGCUACAUUGUAAGUGUGAUUUUUUUGUUGUCAUAGUAAGUGAGUAGAAAUUUAGAGUAUGGACAUUGCGUGUUGUUUGCGGCAGCCAAAUGUGAAUUUAAUUGGCGCUACUGCUGAAGGUACUAGCUAUAGAAUAUUGGAAAGGUUCAACAAGCGUUCUCAACUUAGUUGCAAAGUUCUUGGCCAUGCCAGGUUGUUUUUGGAAGAUAGGCCGAGAAAGAAGUUGAAGAAUUUUGGUUACUGUAGUAAGGGCAAAUAUUAUAGUCGUUCAAGUUAUCACAGCUCACUAAAAUGUUCGAAAUUAGGUUUUAGAUAUUGCCUUGAGAUAUCGAGAGGAGGGGCUCAAUUGUGGAGGUGUCAAGGAAAUGAUUCGGUUGCUUUUAUUGAUGACAAUGGUCAGAUUGAAUCCGCUGAUAGUGGUGACCAGGAGAGUACAGUAUUGGAAUCAGAUGGAUGUUUAGAGGAAAAUCGUGCAGUCCAUGCAGAAGAGGCAUCUGACAUUCCUAGUUUAGAGGAAUUACAGGCAGUGUUACAAAAGGCUUGUAAGGAGCUGGAGGUUGCACGGGUUAAUAGUACUAUGUUUGAGGAGAAAGCACAUAGAAUAUCAGAAGCGGCGAUAGCAUUAAAAGAUGAGGCCGAGAAUGCUUGGAGUGAUGUUAAUUCUAGAGUGAGUUCUCUUGAAGAGAUUGAAAAUGAAGAGAGUAAUGCAAAACAAGCUGUUCACGAAGCGAUGACAGCCCUUUCUUUAGCUGAUGCGAGGCUUCAGGUUGCAAGCGAUUUGCUCGAGGUCGCAAAACAAAGGAGUGAUUUUGUGGAAUUAGAAUCAAAUUCUUUGAGAAAAGAGGAAGAGGCCAUCUCGGCUGCUCUAAACGAUAUUAGAGCUUGUGAAGCUACAUUGUUAGACUGCGAGACAGAGCUGAAGCAAGUUCAGAUCAGAAAAGAUAUAUUGCAAAAGGAAUUGGACAGACUAAAGUGGGUUGCAGAAAAAGCGGAUAGUGAUGCUCUGAAAGCCGAGGAAGAUGUUGCUAAUAUAAUGCUUCUGGCUGAACAAGCUGUAGCUUUAGAAGUCGAGGCUACACAACGUGUCAAUGAUGCUGAGAUUGCUCUACAGAGGGCUGAGAAAAGUUCUCCUGCAUUACUUUUAGAUGACUCAGAAAGUAUACCUCAAAAUGGAUUAUUGUUGCACGAACAGGAUCCGAGUGAAGAGGUAUUCUCUGAGGAGAAGGAAAAUUAUGAACAUUUGGUUGAUAAUAUCGUUGUUAAAAGCAAAGAUGUAAAGCAUGAGACCACUUCUUCGAUUAGCGAUGUGUUAUCAGAUAACCAGUUUAACAUUGGCAGCCAAAAUUUAAAAGAAUCCAGUGACCAAGAAAAUGGGAAAUUAAGUACUACAAUGUUACCAAAAGAGGCUGAAAUAGAAGCAGAGAAGUCUAAGAACACGGUCCAAACAAAAAAAGUGGAGACACAGAAGGAUUUUGCAAAAGAUAGCUCACCACUUAGUGCUCCCAAGGCAUUACUAAAGAAAUCGUCUCGCUUCUUUUCUGCAUCUUUCUUUUCUUUCGAUGUAGAUGGGACAGAGUUUACACCAGCUUCACUUUUGCAUGGACUUGUUAAAUCAGGAAAAAUGCAAUUGCCUAAGCUGGUACUCGGUUUGCUUCUUGCUGGAGCAGGGGUUGCAUAUUAUGCUAAUCGCUCUGAGAGGUUAAAUAAAUUAUUUCAACAGCCAUACAUCAUCAGUACUAGUAUUGAUGAAAUUACAUUGAAGGCAGAGCCUGUAGUCCGCCAAAUCAGGAAAUUACCCAAGAAAAUGAAGAAGUUACUGGAUAAGCUUCCUCAUCAAGAGAUAAAUGAGGAAGAAGCUUCCCUCUUUGACAUGUUGUGGCUACUGCUUGCAAGUGUUAUAUUUGUUCCUUUAUUCCAGAAAAUACCAGGAGGCAGCCCUGUUCUUGGUUAUCUGACUGCCGGUAUUUUGAUCGGACCUUAUGGGCUGUCUAUUAUUCGUCAUGUUCAUGGAACAAAGGCAAUAGCUGAAUUCGGUGUUGUCUUCUUGAUGUUUAAUAUUGGUCUUGAGCUUUCUGUGGAAAGACUAAGUUCCAUGAAGAAGUAUGUUUUUGGGUUGGGUUCUACUCAGGUCCUUGCAACUGCUAUGGUGGUUGGUUUAGUAGCUCAUUUUGUUUCGGGACAAGCGGGUCCUGCUGCCCUUGUCAUAGGCAACGGUUUGGCCCUAUCCUCCACUGCUGUUGUCCUUCAGGUAUUGCAGGAAAGAGGAGAGAGCACAUCACGUCAUGGACGAGCUACAUUCUCUGUGUUACUUUUCCAGGAUUUGGCGGUUGUGGUUCUGCUGAUACUCAUACCUCUCAUUUCACCAAACUCUUCCAAAGGAGGGGUUGGUUUCCAAGCAAUUGCUGAAGCUCUUGGAUUAGCAGGUCUUAAGGCUAUUGUUGCUAUUAGUGCCAUUAUUGCUGGAGGACGCUUGCUUCUUCGCCCGAUAUAUAGGCAAAUUGCAGAGAAUCAAAAUGCAGAAAUAUUCUCUGCGAACACGCUGCUGGUAAUUCUUGGUACAAGCCUCCUUACUGCAAGGGCUGGACUUUCCAUGGCUCUAGGUGCAUUUUUGGCUGGUUUGCUCCUUGCCGAAACUGAAUUUUCCCUGCAGGUGGAAUCAGAUAUUGCUCCAUAUCGUGGCCUUUUAUUAGGUCUUUUCUUCAUGACGGUUGGAAUGUCCAUAGAUCCAAAACUUCUUUUUUCAAACUUUCCAGUUAUUAUGGGGACACUGGGACUGCUUAUUGGCGGAAAAACCAUAUUGGUAGUACUGAUUGGAAGAAUAUUUGGUGUUUCAACUAUAUCUGCAAUAAGAGUUGGCCUUCUGCUUGCUCCAGGAGGGGAAUUUGCAUUUGUUGCUUUUGGUGAAGCUGUUAAUCAGGGUAUCAUGUCAUCUCAGUUGUCCUCUCUUUUGUUUCUUGUCGUGGGAAUCUCAAUGGCACUCACGCCAUGGUUAGCUGCUGGCGGCCAGCUUAUUGCUUCUCGUUUUGAGCAGCAAGAUGUGAGAAGUUUAUUACCUGUUGAGAGUGAGACUGAUGAUUUGCAAGAUCAUAUUAUCAUAUGUGGAUUCGGACGUGUUGGCCAGAUCAUUGCACAGCUUCUUUCUGAGAGACUAAUUCCAUUUGUCGCUCUUGAUGUUAGGAGCGAUAGAGUAGCUGUUGGGCGUGCACUUGAUCUUCCUGUAUACUUUGGAGAUGCUGGUAGUAGAGAGAUCCUCCAUAAAGUUGGUGCUGAAAGAGCUUGUGCUGCAGCAAUAACUUUAGACACUCCUGGGGCAAAUUAUAGAACUGUGUGGGCUUUGAACAAGUAUUUUCCUAACGUCAAGACUUUCGUACGAGCCCAUGAUGUGGAUCAUGGACUUAAUUUGGAAAAGGCUGGUGCAACAGCGGUUGUCCCAGAGACCUUAGAACCAAGUCUCCAGCUAGCAGCUGCAGUUCUUGCACAAGCCAAACUGCCAAUGUCGGAGAUAGCAGCAACAAUCAAUGAAUUUAGGUCCCGCCACCUCUCUGAGCUUACCGAGCUAUGUGAAACUAGUGGAAGUUCUCUUGGUUAUGGAUACUCGCGGAUUAUGACUAAAGCCAAGUCUCAGACUACAGAUCCUUCAGAUAUUAACCAAGUACCUGAAGGAACCGUGGCACUGUAACAGUGAAUAAGAACGCAGAUUAUGAAAACCAAGAACCGUAGAUAAAGACAAAUUAAAAAAAAACCUCAAAGGCUAUAUAACAGAAACUGUAAAUUGUACAGAAAUAUCUAAUAUACCAGCAUAAUACCCGGAAGCAAGACUAAAUUUUCCAUCAAUCCUCUUAGGGCUCAUUCUUUCAAUUAGUAAGUGCUAAUAAGUGUUUCUCACAACUUUUGUCCAGGCAGAAUCUUCUUGUUUAUCGGUGAAGAAUGGAACCUUCUUUCUAUUGUGACUUUGUGAGGUGUCUUGCUUAAAUGAAAUUAUUUGAGCAGGCGUUACUGUUAACUGAUGCCUUUCGGUCA
Messenger RNA from Daucus carota subsp. sativus, 4212 nucleotides. RefSeq names its product K(+) efflux antiporter 2, chloroplastic. Gene Ontology annotation, biological process: proton transmembrane transport; potassium ion transport. The record is from RefSeq and is a predicted model, not a curated record. The transcript is spliced from 21 exons. The coding region runs from base 251 to 3871 and encodes 1206 amino acids. Gene Ontology annotation, molecular function: potassium:proton antiporter activity. Lineage: Eukaryota; Viridiplantae; Streptophyta; Magnoliopsida; Apiales; Apiaceae. Gene Ontology annotation, cellular component: membrane; chloroplast.